This is a messenger RNA of Puntigrus tetrazona (Sumatra barb), 1107 nucleotides long. Its product is annotated as glycine N-acyltransferase. Gene Ontology annotation, cellular component: mitochondrion. Lineage: Eukaryota; Metazoa; Chordata; Actinopteri; Cypriniformes; Cyprinidae. The record is from RefSeq and is a predicted model, not a curated record. Bases 193 to 1038 code for a protein of 281 amino acids. The transcript is spliced from 5 exons. Gene Ontology annotation, molecular function: glycine N-acyltransferase activity.
AUUUGACAGAAAUGACUGACUUUGGCAUGCUCCGUUAACAUAAACUGUUCCUUUUGUAAUCUGUAACUGAAACGCACCGCUGUGGCGUCUUCCAAAACAACUUCCUUGACUUUGCACCCGGCAUGCACACAGUUUUUGUUAACCCUUCGUUGGAUUUCCGUGAGCUCGUGUGUGUGUGUGUGUGUGGACAAGAUGGUCAUUCUCGGGGCCGAGGAGCUCAAAGAAGCCGAAAGCGUUUUGAAGCAGAGUUUUCCAGAGUCUAUAAAGGUUUACGGCUGUAUAUUCAACAUUAACAGAGGAAAGCCUCACAAUCUGGAGGUCAUUGCUGACCGGUGGCCAGAUUUCAUUGUCAUUAUUUGCAAACCCAAAGUUCAGGGAAUAAAGGACCGAGAAGGAGACUUUAACAUAUACAGCAUCUACUCAAAGAGCAAAGAGAGCCUGAAAAACUUUCUGGACACACCUGGUGUGAUCAAUAAACACACGUUCACAUUAUUAGCAGGGGUUGACAUCAGGCAUUUAGGAGCAGUUCAGGAGUUUGCGGAUCAACAUGGACUUCCCUGGAAAACUCAAGGAGUGAUGAACGUGUUAUUUCUGCAGGAUGAGCGACAGCUGCAGUUUAAAGACAGUUAUGCUGGAUUCAGACUGGCUCCGCUCAGCGCAGCUCAUGCUCAUCUAGUGAACAGCACGUGGAAGUACGGCGGAGACCGUAACAGCUGUAACUCUGUGCUGAACUACAUUACCCACAAUCCUUCACUGUGCGUGCUCGAGGACGGCGGCGGCGGCGAGCCCGUCUCCUGGCUGCUUGUGUACAAACACGCCGCUCUCGGUUUGCUCUACACGUUACCACAACACAGACGCAAAGGCUACGCAAAGUUACUGGUGUCUGUGAUGGCCAAAAACCUCCUGGGCCUGGGACAUCCUGUGUACUGCUUUGUGGAGGAAGAAAAUGACCUUUCCAACAAACUUUUCACUUCACUUGGCUUCCAGAAUUCACCAGAUUACAGGGCUGUGUGGUUUGAGCUGAAUAAACGACAAUAAUUGUUUGCUUAUAUAUAUAUAUAUAUAUAUAUAUAUAUAUAUAUAUAUAUAUAUAUAUAUAUAUAUAUA